AUGUCAUCAAUUGUAAAUUUGUUUAACGAAAAAAAAAGUAAAUCGGAAAAAGAUGAAUUAAAGAAAAAAUCAUCUACAUUAAAAUUUAAAACUUUAUUUGGUAAAAAAGAUAAAGAUAAAGAAAAGAAUAAAUCUAGUAAUAAUUUAAAUGAUAUAAGUAAUAACAGAGAACAAGAGACUUUUUCAACUCAUGUUUCAAGUGGCGAAGAUUUAAAUAAUAAUAAUAAUAAUAAUAAUGAGCCAACAGCAAUAACGGCAUCAAACUCAACAUCAUUUUCAUCUCUAAGAUCAUCAAGCACAAGAAGUAUAGAUUAUAAUCCAAAUAGGUCAGAUUCAUUCUACUCACAAACUAGUGAAACUUCAGAUGUAAAUACAUUAACAACAGGAUCAAGCCAAUAUUUUAGACAACAACCAAAUUCAAAUGGAGAAUCAAUGACACCUAAACCUCAAAAAUCAUCAAAACUAAAACAUAUAUAUAACUCAUUAAAAUUCAAAUCACUUAGAAACCCUGAAAAACAAAAUCGUAUAGCGUCAUCUGCAUCAGCAUCACAACAACAAUUGAAAGAUAGUAAUGGAAAUAUUAAGGUUCAGUCAUCAUUAUCAAAAUCAAAUUUCGAAUUUGUAGUCCCACCUUCACCAUUUCCUACAUUUGACCAACAAUCACCUCCAAUACAUUUUUAUACUAUUCCAUUAGGUAAUGGAGGCCAACCAGAUUUUCAAUAUUUUGGUGUACCUUUAGCAUUAAUAAUUAAACGUCAAAAUAAUAAUUUACCAAUACCAAUGUUAUUAGAAAAAGCAAUUUCGUUUUUAGAGGGCUAUUAUCAUGUUGAAGAUUUAUUUUUUAAAAUGGGUAAUAACGAAAAGAUUCAAAUCAUUAAAAACUCAUUUGAAAGGACAGGUGAUUUUAAUUUCUUUUAUCCAGAGCCACAAGAACCUCACGAUGUUGCAUCAUUAAUUAUCGAGUUUAUUGCAUCAUUACCAGAUCAAUUAAUGAAUGUGGAACUUUAUAAUGCUGUCAAAAACCAUAGUUCUGCAUUAAAUUCUCAAUAUGGUGGAUAUUGGGAUAUACAGUAUUUGGUUCAAAAGUUAUCAGUAGAGUGCAGAGAAUUUUUACAAAGAUUUUUAUCAUUUUUAAAGAAACAUGUUUCAACUGUAUUAAAUAAUAGAAAUUCAAACGAACAACAUUUACAACAACAAUUACAACAUUUACAACAACAGCAACAACAAGAAAAUAACAAUAAUGAAGAACAAUCACAAGAGCCAUCAACAAAUCAACCACAAUAUAAAUUUAAAAGUAUAAUAGAAAAAUUAUCUGAAUUAUUUACACCACUAUUUAUUAAUUAUAAAAAUCAUAGUUCAUUUUAUUCAUCAACUGCAACCAUUAUAAAUUGUUGUGAAGAUUUCUUUGUGAAUAUUGACGAUAGACCAGUUACAUUAGCAGGUGAGUUUAUAAUGAUGCAAUUAAAGAAUGUCAUUAUACCUCCAAAUAAUUUAAAGAUAAACUCAAACCAAAACAAUACCUAUGACGUUUCAAGCUGGGAACAUGGAACAUUAUUUAUAACCAAUUAUAGAGUAAUAUGGAAGAAAGAUGAAGGCGAUGACUAUACCCAAGGAAAUACAAAUAACUUUUUAAUACCAGAGGACCAUAGCUCAAGUAAUAAUGGUUCAUCAUCAACACGUAAUCAAUUUGAAAUUAAACUUUACCAAUUCGAAAUUAUACUAUCAUCAAUUAUUAAAUGGGAGAUAUUUGGCAAAUCGUUAAAGAACUCCGUACCAAUUAGCGCAACUGGUAUAAGCAAGUAUCAAAUAUUCUUGUGCUAUUGUAAAAAUAUACGUUUCCAAUACUUGGGUUUCAAUUCUGAUGAGGAUUUGGAUAAGCUUAAUCAAAUUCUUGCAUAUUAUAUUACACCAAUACUCGAUUUUGGUAGAUUCUUUUCAAGCGUUAACCAUGAAAUACCUAGAGCUUUAUUGAAUAAUAGUUUACAAAACAGUAGUACAACCAAUUUAUUAUCAUUAGCCUCAAAUUCUAACAACUGGGAUAUUUAUUCACCCAUCCACGAAUCCCAACGUUUGAAAUUAGAUAUGGAUAAAGAAUGGAGAAUUAUCGAAUUUCUUUCGAGAGAUACCUCAUCAAUCUUUCCAAAGCGUAUCUUAUUAUCAAAUCUUUUAAGUGAUGAGCUAUUACAAUCCUAUGUAAAGAAAACCCAAAGCAAAAUACCUAUACUGUCCUGGACCAACAUCAAUAAUAAAGCAAUGUUAUUCAGAGUUUGUGUUUACCAAUCUUCAUCAGGCCAUCAAACUGGGGGUAUGCUUAGUUAUGGAAACUCUCAACAAGUUGGUUUGUCAUCUUCUUCGUCAUCUGUAAUUUUAAAUUCUUCAUCUUCAUCUGUAAAUAAUAAUGGAAAUAGCGGUGGUGGUAGUCUUUCAAGCUCAGGCUCAAUUCCUAUUAGUGCAAGUAGGGAUGAUAUUGAACCCCCAUCUCCAGUUAAAAGACGUAACUUGGAUAAAAAAGAAGUCUCCUCACCAUUAAACCAAAUGAGAACAUCAAAAAGUUCAAGCAGUAAAUCAUCCUCUAAAAAAGAUAAACAGCAACAACAACAGCUUCAACAAUCAUCAAAUAGUAUUAAUAAUGUAGUAUCAGACGCUGUGGACGUUAAACUUUAUCAUUUAUUUGUAAAUAAGGAUCUAGAUAAUCAAUAUUCACCAAACUCAAGCAAUGCAAAUUCACCAAAUUCAUCAUCAUCAUCAAGUGCACUAUCCAAUAGCACCAAUAAUCAAUUAUUACACAGAGAAAUUCAACACCAAUUCUCAAGUCAUUCAUUAAAAUCAAAGAGACAAAAUGAAGCCACUCUUGUUUUCACAAACAAAGUUGACAUGAAUUCAUUGGCAGUUUAUGAUCAAUUUAAAUUAAAUAGCUCCAAUAUUAUAUUUUUAUCAAUACCAACAAGAGAAGAGAUUGAGAGUUAUUGGUUUGAACUCUACCAUUCUAUCACCAAUUUCGAUGGUUCAAUAGAGGGAUGGAAAUCAAUUGAAGAGUCAAAAUGGAUUGGUGGUAUAAAGAAGCUCUUGGAAGGUUGUAUUCGUGUUUCCAAUUUAUUGGAUGAAGGUUCAUCAGUAUUGUUAAAACCGCCCGUUGACACACCAAACUAUGCUUUAGAUUUAGCCAGCACUAGCUCAAUAACUAUGAUUUUAAGUGAUCCUUAUUAUAGAACUUUUGAUGGCUUUUUGGUACUUGUCGAAAAGGAAUGGAUUCAAUAUGGUUACCCAUUCAAUAAUUUCAAUCAUAAUAAAGAAAACAUAAUGAAUAGUUCAACUUCAUCAACAUCAAGUCAUUCAUCAAAGAAGGGUUAUGGUUCAGUUUCUAAAAGCUCUGGUAUUAAUUUAAUGAUGCUAGGUAAAGAUAUCAGUAACGAAAAAAGUUUCGAUGGUGAAUAUCAUGUUCCAAUUCCAGAGACUGUUCACACCGAUUCAUCAACUAAAAAGAAAUUCUUUUUAUUCUCCGAAACUUAUGAAUCUUCAAUCCUUAUCAACAGAUCAUUUUCACCAAUAUUCAUACAAUUUUUAGAUACAGUUUGGCAAUUACAAAGACAAUUCCCAUUCCACUUUGAAUUUAAUGAAAAUUUAUUAUUAUUCCUUACAAAAGAAUCAUUUAGCGGUAGAUUCGGUAACUUCCUAUACUCUGAAGCACUUAGAGACACUGAAAGAAAAUUCCUCAAGAGAUCACCAUCAAUUUGGACUUAUAUUCAACAAAAUCGUAAUCAAUAUGUAAAUUUAUUAUAUAAACACAGUCAACUAUCAUCAUCAAAGAGCAAUGGUAACCUUUCUGGUAAAGUUGACCAUUCACCAAUUUCACCUCGUCAAUCCAUGAUUUUCAAACAAGAAGAUUUCAACGAAAUGAUUAAACCAUCUUACGAUAACGAUCAAAUUAUUUUAUGGUCAUCUUUAUUCACAGAGUUUAUAAAUUCAAGAGAAAGCCAACAAAUCUCCAAGAAGCUCAUUGGUAAAGUCAAAUGUGAUUUAAUUAACCAAAAGUUAACUUUUCUUCAAAUUGAUCGUAGUCUUUUAGGUUACUUUACAUCCUUAACAAAACUAAACCUUUCAAGAAACUUUUUCAACACUUUUCCAACAGAUGUAAUUCUACUAAGUAAUCUUACCCAUCUCUGUUUAGCAGAUAAUAGAAUUAAAUCAAUUCCAAGUAGUUUAUUGAAAUUAAUUGGUUCAAAAUUAAAACUUUUAGAAUUUGAUCUCUCAAGCAAUCUUUUAGAGUCAUUACACAAAUCAAUUUAUACAAUUUCAACAUUACAAAAACUAGUAUUAGAUAGUAAUAAACUUCUUAUUAUUCCAGAAUCAAUAAGCAAAAUGAAGCAACUUAAAGUACUUUCAGUAAUGAAUAAUAGAUUAUCGUCUUUCCCUCAAGCACUCUCUUUAAUGGUCGGUUUAGAAGAGCUCUACGUUCAAAACAAUAAUAUCAGAGAGCUCCCAUUAGGUUUCUUUAAAUUAAGAUCACUAAAAACAUUGGAUUUAAGAAAUAAUCAAAUUACCAAAUUCAAGUCACAUAAAUUGGAUGAUAAAGUUUUCCUAAUGAACGAAAUUACUCAUUUCCGUAUGGGACCAAAUCCAUUAGUUAAACUUAGCAAUUUAAUGUUCGAAAUGAAGACACUCCGUCAUUUAGAAUUAACUGGUUGCUCAUUAUCCUCGAUUCCAAAUAAGCUCUAUGACCUCGUUAAUUUAGAAGCUUUAUUCCUUAAUCAAAAUAAGAUUACCGAAGUACCCAUCGAUUUUCAACGUCUUUCAAAACUUUCAGUUUUAGAUCUUUCAGAUAAUCAAUUUACAACAGUACCAAAUCAUGCAAUGUUACCAAGUUUAAAGAAGCUUUAUUUACAUAAUAAUAGUUUAUACAGUAUCUCCUUCAACGAUUUCAAUUUAUCUCUAUUAACCGAGCUAAGACUAGAUGGCAAUAGAUUUACAUAUGUAUCACCAUCCAUUGGCAAAUUGACCUCGUUAACACUUUUAAAUUUAGAUCGUAAUACAAUCACCACACUUCCACAUACAUUGGCCCAAUUAAAGAAAUUAAAAUCUUUAAUUGUAAAUCAUAAUAUUAUGGACUCUCCAUUUAAAGAAUUAGAAACAACUGAAGCUAUUAUGCGUUAUCUCACUCAACAAAUGUCACAAGCCCAUUUCCACCCAAGAAGUAAACUUAUUAUUAUCACAGAUACAAAUUUUAUAAACAAAAAUGAAUUGAUUAGAAAUAUCAUUACAAGCAAUACAAAAUUAAAAAAAUCAAAUGCUAGUAGUUCAAAUAAUAGUUCAAAUAUUACAAAUAGUAAUACCAUAGGUGGUAAUAAUAGUAGCAAUACAAGCAAUACCACUGGAAAACAAGAAAAUAUGAGUAAAAACAUUGGCUCACUUCCAUUAAAUAAUAAAGAGAAAAAAAUUAAACCAACCAAAUGGGAAAUUGAAUAUGAAGGCAAUCCAAAUUCAAUUUUAUAUUGUAUAGCAUCAAAUAUAAAUAAUAACAAUAGUAAUAAUAAUAAUAUCUUAGCAUCACCAAUGACACCAUCAAAUUCAUCAUCACUAAUUGUAAAUAAUAAUAAUAGUAGUAAUGAUAAUGAAACAACUGUAUAUAGAAAACAAUCAAUUAAUGAUUCAUUAAGUUUUGCAAAUUUAAAUAUUUUAAAUAACCUUAAUAAUUUAAAUAAUAACAUUGAUAAUAAUGAAACAACAACAACAACAACCAAUCAAAAUAAUUUAAUUAAUUUUAAUAAUCAAGAGAUUUCUAAAAAGAAAAAUUUAACUGUAUAUAUAAGAGAUAUUUCCAGCUCAAUAACAAAUUGUAGUCAACAUUUAUUUACAAAGAGAUCAGUAUUUUUAUUAGUUUGGUCACUUACUGAAUCAGAAGAACCAAUAAGAGUUUAUAAAUGGUUAGAAAGUAUUAAAGAUAGAUGCACCUAUGCAAAUAUCUUUAUGGUUGGUGUUUUUAAUAGUGAUAGUCAAGUCCCAAAGGAUUACUACUCAUACAUAACACCAAGAAUCGAACAAAAGUGCCACUCUCUAUUCCCAUUGUUUACAUUCAAUUUUAUAAAUAUUGGUAGUAGUACUGAUAAAGAUAAUUUCCCAAAGCUUCGUGAAGAUUUGAAAUCUGUUUUCUUAAAUCAAAAACCAUAUGGCACCAGAGUAUCAAGUAGUCAGCGUUUAUUCGAAAAACAUAUUAAAACUUUACAGUCGCCAUUCAUCUCCAAAAAAGAACUUUAUUCCAUUGGUGAAAUGUGUAAAUUAGAUAAACUAGAAACUAAAAAUACCUGUGAACUCUUGACCGAAUUGAGUUUAUUGUUCACAUCUGAUGAUUAUGAUUGGGUUAUUUUAGAUCCAUUAUGGUUAACCUCUACACUCUCCUCAUUGAUAACCUUAAAGCAAUUAACCCCAUCAAACACCUCCACAACCACAACAGCCUCAUCAAAUAGUAAUAACAAUAGUAGUAAUAACAACUCCAACAGCAAUCCAAAUAAUGGCUCAACAGGUAUAGCAACCACCUCAUCAAUUUUAUUAGAUUCAAGUUUAAAUGAUAGCAAGAGUGAUGAUAUCAUUAAUAGUAUCCUUGGUAAAAAUAAUAUUGGUAAAAAGAAAGAUAUCAUUUUAAUGAGCAAUUUAGAAAGUGUAUGGAAUGAUAUACCAACUAGACUAUAUCCAUUCCUUUUAACCUUGGCAAAGAAAUUCAAUAUUGCUUAUUUAAUUGAUGUUUUAUAUGAUCCAUCAACAUGGGGCUACAUGUAUCCACUAUCGCUCGUAGGAAAUCCAAGCAGUCCAGGUAGUAGCCAUUCAAGUGGUAGCGGUGGUCAUUCUGUAACAUCACAUUUUAAUAAUUCAGGUCCCAAUUUAAAUAGAUUAUCAAUUAGCGGCAGUCCAUCAUUAAGAUCGAUUUCGAUUCGUUCAAAUACAAUUAGCAGUGGCUCAAACAACUCAAGUCCAUUGAAAUUCCCAAAUUUAUCUUUAUCACCAAUCCGUAGUAAUAACAAUAGUAACAAUAACUCAAAUAAUAGUAUUAAUAAUAAUAAUAAUAAUACUAGUAGCAACAAUCUAAAUUCAUUACUAUCACCAUUAAAAAAUCUACAACAUUUACAACAACAACAACAGCAAUUGCGUAAUCUAAAGACAUUAAAUGAAAAAGUUAUAUUUUUACCAAAUGAACUACCAGACCAACCACCAGUUUCAAUUGAUAAGCUAUUCCAAACUGACGAGCCAAGAACAGUUGGUAGAUUAUUCCUUUUUGAACAAAAAAUUCCAAAUAGCUUUUUCCCAAGACUUUUAAGCCAACUUUAUAUGUUUUGCUCCAUCAAACACUGUUGGAAAACUGGUGUCGUUUUAGAAAACUGUUAUUUAUCUUUCCCAGUUGCUAGACGUUAUCCAAUGUCACCAAAUGCUAAACACUUCCGUAGAAGCAGUACCAUUAGUGUUUUGGGCUCUGAUGAUUUGGUAUUCAUACAAAUGCAUAACGAUAACAAGAUUGAAAUAUCCUCAAGCAAAAUGUGUAGACAUAUUUUACAAAUUUUCGACUCAAUUUUAGAAUCAUAUAACGAGUUACAAUAUACAACCUAUAUUCCUUGUAUGCAUUGUAUCGAAACCAGUACCAAACCAGAGUUCCUCUUUAGACUAGAUCAAGUAGAACAAGCUGUAAUCAAGGGUAAAUCAUAUCUUAGUUGCUCAAUUCAUGCUUUAAUUCCAAUCAAACUAAAUCAACUGGCCCCUGAUCUUAUUAUGACCGAUCUUCGUCAUAAACUUAUUGACUAUAAAGAAGUUGAAUUGGAACCAGAACCAAUUGGCGAAGGUGGCACUGCUACCGUAUACAAAGGUAAAUGGAGAAAUAAUAAUGUUGCAAUUAAACUUUUAAAAACAGAUAUUGUGGGCAGUAACUUCACCAAAGUAUUUGCAGAAUUCCGUCGUGAAAUCUUUUGUCUCAGUUCAUUCAUCCACGAGAACAUUAUUGAUCUUAAAGGCUUUUGUUUAGAACCUCUAUGUAUUAUCACUGAAUUCAAGAGUGGUGGUAAUUUAUAUGACUAUAUCCACGAUCUAUCAAAUCCCCUCGAUUGGUCAUUAAGAAUUAGAUUCGCUAAGGAAAUUGCAGCCUCACUUCAAACUCUUCAUGAUAGUAGACCAUCAGUAGUACAUCGUGAUCUUAAAUCACCAAAUAUCUUACUCUCAAGCAAAGAUCCCGAGACUGUAUCAUGUCAUUUGUGUGAUUUCUCUCUAUCUGGUUUCUCUACAACCGUUGCCAAUAGAGCAGUUCAAAAUCCAGUUUGGCUUGCACCGGAAGUUAUCAGUAACGAACUUUGCUCCGAUAAAAGUGAUGUCUAUGCAUAUGGUGUCAUCCUUUUCGAACUUUUAGCAAGAACCAAGUUCUUUGAAGGAAUUACAUUUAUGUCAGCUGUAGAGCAAAUGAUCUGUGAUGGUAUUAGACCACCAUUGCCAACCCAUAAUGUCCCAGAAUAUGAUAACCUCUUAAAUAUAUGUUGGGCACAAGAUCCUUCUGCACGUCCAAGUUUUAAUGAAAUUAUUAAAAAACUUGAAGAAAUAGAAAAAAUCCUACAAAAUAGAGAACCAACAACCCCAACAUUUUUAGAAACCAAAAAAUAUCAGCAUAUUCAAUUAAAUCGUACAAAUACAAGCUUUAUUUUACUUAGACCUGAUCAUUUUAAAAACUUUGUAAAAAAUAAUGGUAAUAAUAAUAAUAAUAAUAAUAAUAAUAAUAAUAAUAAUAAUAAUAACAAUAAUCAAUUUAAUAAGCCAUUACCACAAUUACCAAUCCAAAAGAAAAAUGAAGUCGAAAAUAAUCAAAUUGAAAACAAUUCAAAUAUAACCGAAAAAGAAAAACCAGUUAGCGAUUGUAAUAAUACAAGUACAAGUAUUGAUAGUAUUAAUGAAAAUUCAAGUGAUAGCAGCAGUGAAAACUAA
This is a messenger RNA of Dictyostelium purpureum, 8946 nucleotides long. RefSeq lists its product as uncharacterized. Gene Ontology annotation, biological process: signal transduction; protein phosphorylation. The transcript is spliced from 3 exons. The record is from RefSeq and is a predicted model, not a curated record. Gene Ontology annotation, molecular function: protein binding; ATP binding; protein kinase activity. Bases 1 to 8946 code for a protein of 2981 amino acids. NCBI's taxonomy places the organism in Eukaryota, Evosea, Eumycetozoa, Dictyosteliales, Dictyosteliaceae.